Messenger RNA from Scomber japonicus (chub mackerel), 549 nucleotides. RefSeq names its product leucine rich repeat containing 51 (gene lrrc51). The record is from RefSeq and is a predicted model, not a curated record. The transcript has 4 exons. Gene Ontology annotation, molecular function: protein binding. NCBI's taxonomy places the organism in Eukaryota, Metazoa, Chordata, Actinopteri, Scombriformes, Scombridae.
AUGUACGGAGCUCCGGUGGAUUUGUCCUUUAAAUACAUCAACAGUUUGGCAGAUGCACGUUUAGAGGAGCCAAGCUCUGGUCUGCGGCCUUUAAAAAGAAAUUCACAGAAGAAGUACCUCAGUCGCUCUUUGCGUCUCAAUAACAACAACAUCUCUGAGCUUCAUGACCUCCAGCGGACCAUUAGCCACUUCCUGUCUGAGCCGUCGCAGCUCGCCUGGCUCGACCUUUCCUUCAACAAUCUCACAAAUAUAGAACAAGUUCUGUGUGAGCUGCGUGAACUGCGCGUGCUAUAUCUCCAUGGCAACAGCAUUUACAUUCUGUCGGAGGUGGACAAGCUGCGUGUGCUUCCGCAUCUACACACCAUCACGCUGCAUGGAAACGUCAUAGAGACCAACAAGGCUUACAGGAAUCGUGUGAUUUCUGCUCUCCCUGGGUUAAAGAUGAUGGACUUCAGCGCUGUGACUCAACAGGAACGAGUCUUAGCAAAGAUUUGGCAUCAUAGCAACAACCGACGUCACUGAAGCAACAAAGAGACACUCAUAGUUUAA